AUGCACGGCAUGAAGAGGCGCAAGAGGGAGUGCGCUGAGCAGAAUGUCAAGCAGGAGUGUACGACGGACCCCGAGCGGGACUUCAAGCAGGAGUGCGACGAGGAUCCUGAGCGGGACUUCAAGCAGGAGUGCGUGGAGGACCCUGAGCAGGACUUCAAGCAGGAGCGUGAGCAGGACUUCAAGCAGCAGUCCAUGGACGAGCCUGCGCAGGAGUUGAAGCAGGAGCUUGAGCAAGGGGAUGUUCAGUAUGAGGAGGUUCAGGAGCAGGGGGAUGCUUUGCAAGCUCAGCCAAACAAGCGGAACGAGCCUGCCGCCGCCUUGUUGGAACGCAUACGCACUGGACAGCUUGCAACAACUGCUCAGACCAUGAGGAGUCACAUCGGAAUCUCAGACGCGGAGUGGCAACGCAAGACUGGGAAGGAUGCACUGACAAGCUUCAUGACAAGAUACAUGAACAAGCAUGGGGCGCGUUGGCACUAUGAGCACCAGCAGCGUUUCCAGGACAACUGCUGGGUGGCCACUUUGGUAAUCCCAUCCUUGUCCGGGUCCGGGCGUCGCUUCACCGGCACCUGGAGAUACAGCCAGGCUGCUGCCGAAGAGACUGCGUGCGUCACUUUUCAGUUCGACGAGCAGGUCCAAGAGAUUCGCCGGAACUUACCGCCUACAAUGAAGAAAAUCAAAGAUUACAUAUCACUCGACACGAGGCGAAAGAAAGAGCUGGCUGCAUUGGGCUAUACGCCUGCCGUCGUGCAGCAUGACAUGGUUGCACAGGCAUACAACGGCUUCAGGUCACUGGGCUGCAGAACGGCCGAGUGGGAUGGCUGGCAAUGGGAUGGUGAUGAUGGCGCACGCCCUUGA
Molecule: messenger RNA, 858 nt
Organism: Symbiodinium natans
Lineage: Eukaryota; Dinophyceae; Suessiales; Symbiodiniaceae
Source: the annotation of a GenBank genome assembly